Messenger RNA from Rhodofomes roseus, 927 nucleotides. RefSeq names its product V-type ATPase. The record is from RefSeq and is a predicted model, not a curated record. Gene Ontology annotation, cellular component: proton-transporting V-type ATPase, V0 domain. The transcript has 8 exons. Gene Ontology annotation, molecular function: proton-transporting ATPase activity, rotational mechanism. The coding region runs from base 148 to 651 and encodes 167 amino acids. Gene Ontology annotation, biological process: proton transmembrane transport. Lineage: Eukaryota; Fungi; Basidiomycota; Agaricomycetes; Polyporales; Fomitopsidaceae.
GAGGGCUGUCUGGGCGGAGCUUCGGAGAGUGCCGCGCCGCCUGGCUUCGCUGUCGCCGACGUCGUCGUCCCCGAACGCUCAACUGCCGCGUCGUCGUCGCUCGUCUCGCUCAUCUGCACCUUUCUCUGCACCUUCAUCUCCGUCGACAUGUCUGACCUCUGCCCCGUCUACGCUCCCUUCUUCGGUGCCAUGGGUUGCACCAGCGCCAUCGUAUUCACCUGCAUUGGUGCUAGUUAUGGGACGGCCAAGUCAGGAGUCGGCAUUUCCGCCAUGUCCGUCCUCCGCCCGGACCUGAUGAUGAAGUGUGUUAUCCCCGUCAUCAUGGCUGGUAUCAUUGCCAUCUACGGUCUCGUCGUGUCGGUCUUGAUUUCCGGACAGCUCGCCAUGCACAUGUCACUCUUCCAGGGCUUCGUGCAGCUCGGUGCCGGUCUCUCGGUCGGUCUUGCUGGUCUCGCGGCAGGUUUUGCUAUCGGUAUCGUCGGUGACGCUGGUGUGCGAGGAACCGCUCAGCAGCCACGACUCUUCGUCGGCAUGAUCCUCAUUCUCAUCUUCGCCGAGGUCUUGGGUCUCUAUGGCCUCAUCGUUGCUCUCAUCAUGAACUCUGCGGCUUCGGACGCUUCCGGCGUUGUGAGUAGUUCUCAACACUCAUGACGUAACAUUCACUCAACCCACUCCCCUCAGUGUACCGCAUGAAAAUACGCGACAAGCGGCAUACAAGACAUGAUUGUUGCAGCAGGACUCUCGGGGGAGCUGGCUCAGGCAUCGUCUACCGUUCUCACUUACCAUACAUACCUUCCGCUCAUGAGGAACUGAAGUGCAUUCACAUCGUCUCAAACUACUCGCGUUCUCGAUAUUAUAUAUUGGCAGGAACUGUGCUGUGCCUGAGUGAUAUGUUGAACCCUGAUUAAGACCUUGUUGCCGGAAGGA